CGACUGCUAUAUAUUAUUUAAGUGUUACCUGGUGGUGAUGCACGGAGUUUUCCCACCUCCAAUCCACAGCAAAAACGAGACCAGACAAGACAGCUUCUCCCAUCUCUCCCUCUAGCCGGAAAGUUUGAAGUGUCAAUGGGUUACCAAAUGCAAUAAAUUCCUGGAAACUGAUAAUGAUAAGAUUGUUUAUAAGUUUAUAGAGGAUAUUUAGAAAUAUAAAAUUAAAAUGGGAACGGAGGAGGGCGAUGGAGGGAUAUUGAUCCGGGGGGGAAGAUUAUUUCGGUGCAGCAAAGACGAUUUUCUGCCGGAAGAGUCGUUCAGGAGCUGGGGGAGCUAUGCCAGAGCGCUCAAGGACACUCCCUUCCGCUUGAAGGAUCGGCUCCUGACCCGCUCCCUGGACAUCACGGAGUUGGUGGAGGUGAAGGCUCGGAGCCACAACGACAUGAAGAAGAAACUCAACUGGUGGGACCUCAUGUGGUUCGGCGCAGUCAUCGGCGCCGGAAUCUUCGUCCUCACCGGACUCCAGACCAGGGAAGUGGCUGGGCCUGCCGUCGUCUUAUCUUAUGCGGUUGCUGCUGUCUCCGCCAUGCUUUCUGUUUUCUGUUACACUGAAUUUGCUGUUGAGAUCCCCGUUGCAGGUGGAUCAUUUGCGUACCUAAGAGUAGAACUGGGAGACUUCAUUGCGUUCAUAGCAGCGGGGAACAUCCUGCUGGAGUACGUGAUAGGUGGUGCAGCCGUGGCACGUGCUUGGACAUCCUACUUCGCCACGCUAUGCAACCAGAAGCCGGAGGAAUUCCGGAUCGUGGUGAGCAGUCUGCCGAAGGACUACAACCAACUGGACCCAAUUGCAGUGGUGGUGCUGAUGGUCACCUGUGCAUUGGCGGUGGCCAGCAUCAAGGGCUCUUCCCGCUUCAACUACGUGGCCUCCAUCGUCCACAUGCUUGUCAUCCUCCUCAUCAUUGUCGUCGGCCUUUCAAAAGCCGACCCCAACAACUACACCCCUUUCGCUCCUUUCGGAACGCGGGGGAUCUUCAAAGCUUCCGCAGUGCUGUUCUUCGCGUAUGCGGGAUUCGACGGCAUCACCACCAUGGCGGAAGAGACCAAGAAUCCUGGCCGCGACAUCCCCAUCGGUCUGGUGGGCUCCAUGAUCAUCAUUACCUUCCUCUACUGUCUGAUGGCCGUGACGCUGUGCCUGAUGCAGCCGCACCAGGAGGUGGACAAAAACGCCCCCUUCUCCGUAGCCUUCGAAGCCGUGGGGAUGGGAUGGGCCAAAUACAUUGUUGCCGCGGGCGCUUUGAAAGGAAUGACAAGCGUCCUGCUUGUGGGAGCCGUGAGCCAAGGCCGAUAUCUCACUCACAUUGCACGAACCCACAUGAUGCCUCCCUGGUUCGCCCAUGUCCACCCGUGGACUGGGACCCCCAUCAACGCCUCCCUCGUUUUGGCUGCAGCCACUGCUGUGAUUGCCUUGUUCACGGACCUUGAUAUUCUCUCCAACCUCGUCUCCAUUUCCACGCUGUUCAUCUUCAUGCUUGUUUCCCUCGCUCUACUGGUCCGCCGCUACUACGCCACCGGGGUUUCCACGCAUGCUGAUCGGCUGAAGCUGGUCGCGUGCCUCCUGUUCAUUCUUGGCUCGUCCGUUGCCACCUCCGUCUACUGGGGUGUGAGCGAUGAUGGUUGGAUUGGAUACGCGGUGGCCUUGCCCUUCUGGUUGUUAGGAAAUACGGGGCUUUGGCUUUUUGUUCCCCAAGCAAGGUUUCCGAAAGUGUGGGGGGUACCACUGGUCCCCUGGUUGCCGUCCGCUUCCAUUGGAAUCAACAUCUUCCUUAUUGGCUCCAUAGAUAAAGCUUCUUUUGUUAGGUUUGCAGUGUGGACUGUGAUUAUCUUGAUUUACUAUCUUUUCGUAGGAUUGCAUGCUUCCUUCGACAUCGCAAAGGAAUCUGAAUCUCAUCAAAACCAAAAUGAUGCCACCACCCAGUUGGAAAUCAAGGAUCAACCAACACUACCUUGACCUUGUAAUCAAUUAAGUUACAGAUAUAAAAUGCUCAUUGGUAUAUAUUUAUUAUUUCAAUAUAUGUAAACUGAAAUAUGACUUCUUAAUGCUUUUGGCACGUGUGGAUCUAGUCAAAUUCUGUAAUCCAUCAGCUUGUUUCAAGGGUCCAUGAUUGCUUUUGAAAAAUAUAUAUAUAUCGUAUAUGAAUGUUCAACUUA
Ziziphus jujuba (common jujube) is the source of this 2208-nucleotide messenger RNA. RefSeq names its product cationic amino acid transporter 1. Lineage: Eukaryota; Viridiplantae; Streptophyta; Magnoliopsida; Rosales; Rhamnaceae. Gene Ontology annotation, cellular component: plasma membrane. The coding region runs from base 227 to 2008 and encodes 593 amino acids. Gene Ontology annotation, biological process: amino acid transport; transmembrane transport. The transcript is spliced from 3 exons. Gene Ontology annotation, molecular function: L-glutamate transmembrane transporter activity; L-lysine transmembrane transporter activity. The record is from RefSeq and is a predicted model, not a curated record.